ACCUGUACCGUACCUCCCGCCCGCGAGUCCCUUCUCCACUUGGUACACAUACCCAACCUACACACCUACACACACCUACCCACACCUACCCACACCAGGCACACCUUUGAGCUUCGAAUAUUGCUGAUUGACUGCUCUGAAGCUCCCCCGAUUGCUCCAAAAAUUCACAUCCACCGACACAUCCACCAAAGACACUCGUACGGCGUCCUGCCCAGCGAAUACGAAAAGCUUGAGUCUCCCGAAGUCGCGGCGGUGACGAACAGCGGUACGGCCAUUUGAAAAGCGUGUACUCGUACCUCAUAGCAGAUAUUCCGCCUCCACACCCAACGACCCCUUCGCAGCGACCAGCGACUCCAUGAACGGGAUAUAAACCCUGGGACCAGAGUUCUAGCUCGCACGAGUGUUUUCAGGAACCCCGACGAGGGAAAAAGCGCCCUCGAGAAGACCUAAAAUACCUACAGCUGCUUUAUUUCUGGCGGGAUCUGACGGGGAAGCUAGACCGGUAGCCUUGACUUGUCACGACCCUCGACCCUCGACCCUCGACCCUCGACCCGCGCCUUCCUCAACCAUACUAUAACCAAAAUCGAGAAUAUGCAAAACUCCGGCGAGGUUCCUUAUUCUGCGAGCUCGCCCCCAUUUAUCCUCGAUUCGGAGAUGGCAGGGCCAUUGGAUUCGGAUCCAGUCUUCGAAUUCUUCGACUCGAAUCAAUCAAUCGAAGGCGCGAACAGUCCGGGAAUAUUUUUGGGCGACAAUACCGAUAGUUCACAUUUUAACUAUAGCACUCCGGUACCCUUCGAAUUCAUAAGUCCGGUUCCCAGCAAAUCUUCCCUCGAGACCGGAGCUCGUCAUCAAUUACCCUCCCCUUCGACUGCCUCUCCAACUGGCUCGCUUCCAGAUUCCUCCUCAGACUCCUCGGGAUACAAGCGCAAGUCCAGUUCGGAAUCUUCGCGGGAACCCAUAACGCCAGGCGAUGUCAUGAUGGCAGACGGUGGCGACUGGAGAAUGGAUAUGAUGGGUAAUAUGGUAGCUGGAGACGGUACCUCGGGAUUUGGAACUUUUGAUGGAACUAUCAAUCCUGCAUCGAUGAGUUCGGGGUGCGACUUUAACGAUAAGGUCAUGGACAACGAUUUCGAUUUUGAAAGUGCGGCUAGCAGCCCGAGUCCCUUUGGAAAUGGCCAGACGAACUCGAGUUCACCCAGUAUACCAAUGGUCCAACAUAACAAGCUCCAGAAAAUCUCAUCUGCUCCAAGGCCGAGAGUCGAUAGAACCCACUUAAAGGCAAAUUCAGUAAGUGCGAAUUAGCCCUGUGUUAGUUUCCGUGGCUAACUUGUGCUAGCAAAAUUCUGUAACCCAUACCAUGAAUGGACUGCAUACAUCUGGUUCGCGAGAAGCUUCGCCGCUCUCGGCCAUGACAACAAGUCAGGAAUCUUCUCCCUCUUUUCACAAUAAUUUACCUUCUCCUCCUGCGGGCAUGGAGUAUACACAUGGAAUGAUGUUCCAGAAUAACACACCAAACUCGACUUGGCCAGCGAAUUACGCACCAUUUGCAUAUAAUGGACUACCUACGAUGCAGCCAAAUAUGCAACAAAGUAGACAACCAGGUAUGCAAUCAAGUCUUCAACCGUGUAUUACACCAGCAAUUCACCCAGGUAAUCAACCAGGUAUGCACCCUGGCAUGAAUUCUCAACAGCAGCAAAUGCCUAGAAUGGUACAGCAGCAGGGCUAUUCAAUGUCCCGUCCAUUACAGACCAGAAUGACCAUUCACCCCACUCCAUUAAAGUCUCGUGUGGAGACUCAGAUUCCUAUAAAAAUCACGCUCUACCCUGUGCCACCUGGCAUCACCAAGAUCCAUCUUCCAACUCACACCAUUGCAAAGCCCAAGCUUCUGUCAAAGCCCACCCCGGAACGAUCACCUGACAUGCUGGAACUGUAUACCACUUUGGUAUGUACAAGCGCUAUGAUGAAUCCAGAAAACAAACGACGUGCUUUCGAACGUGCAGCUCAGACGCCCCCACCAAUUAAAGAGGAAGCAAAAUCAGCAAAGUCGGACAAUGGGGAAGCAGUGGAGGAGGAGGAAGAAGAACUAAAAGAAGAAGAUAAACCUUUGAACGGAGGGGACGUCAAGAUUUGCCCUGGGUGUAUAGUGCGGGAAAGAAAGAGGGCAGCUCGAAAGAAGGUCAAGAAAAUUGAGGAAGAAGAAUUGUGGCACAAGGAUGAGGCUAAGCGAGUUGUUGUCUUCAAUUGUUGCGAAGUCAAGGAUUGGGAAAUCCCUAGUCCUCAGGCACGUUCUGAAGCAACUGGAGAUCGUGGUGAGCCAUGGAUUCCCGAAGGAGCGUUACAAGUAGAUGCUCCAAUGCGAAUUGCGUGCUAUUGCCGACACCAAAACGAAAAACUUGGAUUCCAGGUCAUAAUAACGAUCAAGGAUUGGAAGGAUCGGGUAAUCGCCCAGGAAAUAACCACUUCAAUCAUGAUCACGGACGAUCACAAGACUCAUAUCAUGCCAACACUGACAACUCAAACCUCGACUGGUUCGGAUGGCCAACUAUAUUCUAUGGCCGGUCCUUUCCCAAAUGAUGGUACACUUAGUGUUGGUCCUGUUGGAGGUGGAAAUUUUCGUCUCACACACUCGACUACUGAUUUGCAAAGUAUGGCAGGGAACUUUAAUAUGCAAUAUCCUCAAGCAACGAACAUGAAUGUCUCUUCCCAUCCCUCGCAAACAACAUCAGCAACCAUGACACCUCGUAAUGGAUCACGGCAGACCUCGCCAAUCACAUCUACGGGUCCAUUAUCGAAAAAACGAAAAGCAAGUGGAUCGAUACAAGGAAAGGUUCCCAGCGGUCUAGAAAUGACUCGGUUGGAAACGGGACACUCUCCCGGGCAAAUUCAAACUGGCCUGAAUAUUGGUACACCUUCUACAGCAGUGUCGCCUUUCACCCCACAUCUAAGCUCAUUUCCUAUGUCAGAUGCACCUUUUGGUCAAUCUGCUUCAAAUGUCUCUUCCAUGCCACAGCAAUAUAACACUGGUCCUCCCACACCCAAUAGUAACGAUCAUAUGUUCCUUGGAAAUAACAAUCGAUCCAUAUCUAUGGAAAAUCUCGCGAUGGCGGGACAUCCAUUGUUUUCAGCGCCUGUAUCUGCACAUCCAAGUCGGGCCCCUAGUCCAAACAGCCUGAGAAAUGGCCCUUCGUCGUAUCCUCACCAGCCACCUCAGACAGGGCAAGCAUCUGCUAAUGGUAUUUAUGGCAUGCCUCUGAACAUUAACCACCAGCGGCCUCCGACCAUUCAUAAGCUGAUCCCUGGCGAAGGGCCAAGGGCUGGUGGAAUUGAAGUGACUUGUUUGGGAAGUGGAUUCUGCCAGGGACUGGAAGUCAUGUUUGGUGAUGCCAAAGCAACCACGACCACAUUCUGGGGUGAAACUUCACUCGUGUGUCUCUUGCCACCUUCAGCCUUUCCUGGCAUCGUUCCUGUAACGUUCAAAUUCCAACACCAGCAACAACAGAUGCAACCCUAUGCUGCAAAUAUGCCAAAAUCGACAGCUUCCUUCAAGUAUGUGGAUGAUGAUGAGCAACAACUUAUCAGAACUGCGCUCGCUGUUUUAGGCCACAAGAUGACUGGUAAGAUGGAGGACAUACGCGAUCUUGCACGAAGGAUAGUGGGUGACGGCAAUCCGUCUUGGGGCGGUUCCAGUGCCUCACCAUCCGGUGGCUCGGGUGGCCAGCAAAUGUCUGGCUUUAACGCUGCCACUUUUGGUGUUGACGUAGAGGCCACUUUGUUGCGAUGCCUAGAUCUGAUUGAUCUUGAUGAUAGUCCACACAUGCCUCGUCUUAAUCUCAGACGAACAUCUGGUCAGACCAUGCUUCAUCUUGCCUGCUCUCUGGGACUCAAUCGAGUUGUAGCCGCAUUGCUUGCUCGAGGGGCCAACGCCGAAGCUCGAGACAAGGGUGGUUACACACCAAUGCAUUUUGCAGCACUUCACGGCUAUCCACAAAUUGUCAGACGCCUGAUGUUGAGUGGUGCAGAUCCUACACUCAGAAGUCUUCAUGGGUUCACACCUUCUGAUAUGGCUACAUCUGAAGAAGUUCUUCGUGUCACUCGUCGUGUUGAGAAUCACACCAGAAGACGCAGUGGCUCGUCGAUGAAGAGCAGGAGCAACAGUGCUACGUCUCUGAGAUCCGUUUGGGAGCCACUAACACGACCGGAAUCCUCGGACGACUCUGCUGUUAGCGACGACAGCGAUGGUGACAAAGAAUAUGAGGAUGAAGACGCGGAUGCUGCAAAUGAAGGAGCGUUCUGGAUGAGAUCAAUAAGACGCAUGGGUGGCCAAAACGCAAAGUCUGAAGACUCCGACGAAAAGCCCAUCUUAGAAUUACCGGAUCACCCCGGACUCGCAUCGCCAUCAGCUGCUAUGACUGCGUUCCGGGACCAGAUAACGGCUCAGAUCCAACAACUACAACGAACAAUGCAAGGAAAUCUUCGCAACUUACCCCAGAUGCAGAUGCCAGCACUUCCAGACUACCAAAACUACUUGGGAGUAAAUGCUCCUAUGGUUCGCCGAAUCAGUAACCUUGUCCAUCGACAAGAUGGGGCGAAUGUUGCCAAUGCAGGAGCCGGUGCAAAUGUCCCCAAAGAACAUGACUAUAAAUGGUGGGAUUUGUUUUCUGGAACUGUACCAGCUGCACCUCCCGCGUAUGAAGACAUUUUUCCAGGGGAUGCGGAUACCAAAAGAGAAUCCGCCACACGAGCAGCGGCAGAUGCUGCUGCAGACAAUAAGUGCACGGAACUCUUUGAUCAAGCGGAGAGUUCAACAGCAGCGCAAAAACGACCAAUGGUUCUAGGAACUGUUAGGAUUGGCAAGGAGCACAUUGUUACCAGAGAACAACAAGACCGAUUGAGACUUGCUCACGCAGAGAAAGUGAAGCGGCUCAGUCGGGAUAGGAAUCUAUUCUUUAUUUGGGUAAGUGUCAUAAAAUCCUCAUACAUCCUAUUGAUUCUAAUGAAUAUCAGAUUCCUCUUCUCACGGUUGUCAUUCUAGCAAUGCUCUACAACCGAUUACCUCAAGUUUGGAUUCACGUCGCUAAGUUUGUGGAACUGGUCCGCAUCCCUAACAACAACAACCAAGCUCGUAUUGUUGAAGUUUGAGGAUUUUUCGCCAUUAGCGAUAAAAGCAAGAUCUCAUUCUGUUUUGUGUCUCGGAUGUCAAAGUCCUUGAUUACACGGUACGAGUUUCCUUGAUUGGCAUUUUAAUAAUGCGGUACGACGUAUCUGGAAACCCCGAUGAAAUAAAAGCGCACACGCACUCUUGGGGUGUGUAUCACGACCGAUUAAUCACCUCGGUCUUCUUCUUUUUUUCUUUGUAUCAGGGAGGGGAGUUGGGAUUCCAGGGAUGGCGGUACAGCCCGGAAAAGGAGGGGUGAAACGGAUGGGGGAAAGAAGAGUAAUGUAGCGACGCUAUUGCCGUCCACGUGUCGUCUCUACUUUGGCCAUGAGU
Molecule: messenger RNA, 5488 nt
Organism: Hymenoscyphus albidus
Lineage: Eukaryota; Fungi; Ascomycota; Leotiomycetes; Helotiales; Helotiaceae
Source: the annotation of a GenBank genome assembly